UGGGAGGAUUCCGAAUGUAUGGAUGGAGGUAUAUUUUGGCCUAAAAUGGCGAUCCUCCUCCUCCCUCAUCUAAUAAGUGCACAACACCUUCCAAUUCAUCCCUCAGGGAAGAUUACAAGAGACAAGAAACAAGAUCGGAUCAGUGGGGCGCCUUUUCGUAGGUUCACCCCCCUGAUUCUUGUUCAGACUCUUCGUUCUUCUUCCUUCUUUUCGGGAUCUUCUCAGAAUUUGAGUUCCGCCCAAUUCGUGGAAAAAAAAGCAGGGUUUAACGGGAAAAAAUGUCGAUUUCGGUGGAUUGGUCGGAUCAACCUCCGGAAUUGCUUGAAACAAUUGCGAAGGAGCUAA
This is a messenger RNA of Lactuca virosa, 345 nucleotides long. Lineage: Eukaryota; Viridiplantae; Streptophyta; Magnoliopsida; Asterales; Asteraceae. The record is from the annotation of a GenBank genome assembly.